AUGGCCGACAUGAAGAAGUCAAGCAUCAGCAUUCCAGGUGGAGACACCAAUGUGCAAGAGGCCGGGGAGACCGAUAUUCCACCAACGUACGUUCGAAAGAUUGUGUGGAAACUCGACUUAUGUCUUCUGCCGGUCUUGGCCGUUUGCUAUAUGUUCCAAUUCAUGGACAAGGCAACUCUUGGUUAUGCAACACUCCUGGGUAUCAUCACGGAUGCGAACCUCCACGGCACUGAGUAUUCAUGGAUCAACUCCAUCUUCUACUUCGGAUACUUUUUCAUGUCGUACCCGAAUUCGUUCCUGACCGUUCGUCUGCCGAUCGGGAAAUACCUUUCUGGAACGGUGAUUGUGUGGGGUGGGCUGCUGAUGGCUCACGCAGGCUGCCACAGCUUUGCCGGCUUGAUGGUCACCCGAUUCCUGCUCGGGUGCGCGGAAGCUUGUGUAGCCCCUGGCUUCAGCCUGAUGACGGGCAUGUUUUACAAACGAGAGGAGCAGCCUUUGAGACAUGGACUUUGGUUCUUGGGAAACUCCACAGCCGCGACCUUCGGAGGCCUGGUAGCCUGGGGAAUUGGGCACCUUAACGGGAGCCUCGCUAAAUGGCAGUACCUCUUCCUCAUCCUGGGAGCCUUGACGAGCGCGUGGGGCGUCGUCAUGCUCUACGUUCUCCCGGAUACGAUCACCAAUGCCCGAUUUCUAACCCAGGAUGAAAGAACGGUGGCCAUCGAGCGGGUCAAGGGCAACCGGACCGCCGUUUCCGAUUGGACUUUCAAGUGGUCUCAAAUGUGGGAGGCUCUGUGCGAUAUCCAAGUCUGGCUUUUGUGCCUGAACAUGCUGGGCUCGAUGCUUGUGAACUCGGGUCUGAUUGCCUUUCAAUCCAUCGUCAUCAAAGGAUUAGGCUAUGCCGGGCUCGAAGCGCUUCUGCUGCAGAUGCCCGGUGGAGCUGUUCAGAUUAUUCUGGUGACACUAUCCUCCAUCUGCGCCAGCUUUGUGAAAGGAAGCCGAAUCUUCAUGCUGAUCGGUUUCUCCACGAUCGCUCUGAUAGGAUCCAUCGUCGUCUACACCCUGAGCGAUGAGCACAAAGUCGGUAAACUCAUCGGGGUUUACCUGAUGGGUGCCUUCGCAUGCAACAUUCCCAUUUCCAUGUCGCUGAUCUCAUCCAACAUUGCUGGCGCGACCAAAAAGGCUACGGCGGGAUCCAUGCUGUUCGUCGCUUACUGCGUGGGCAACAUCAUUAGCCCACAGGCUUUCCUGACAAAGGAGGCUCCAAGAUACCCGACCGGCUUCAAGGUCUGCAUGGCGGGAUUGGCGCUCAGUGUAGUUGCCGCCAUUGCUCUGAGAUUUUACCUUCAGUGGAAGAACUACCAAAGGGCUGGACAUGGAGCAAGUACGCAAGGGGAAGGGGAAGGGGAAGGGGAUGAGCAUAUUGGUGCCAGUGACGAUAAUAUAAGAGACGUGAAUGCGGAUCGAACCGAUAAGGAGAUGAAGAAUUUUGUGUACUUGUACUAG
Molecule: messenger RNA, 1503 nt
Organism: Capronia epimyces CBS 606.96
Lineage: Eukaryota; Fungi; Ascomycota; Eurotiomycetes; Chaetothyriales; Herpotrichiellaceae
Exons: 9
Coding region: 1-1503 (500 amino acids)
Biological process (GO): tripeptide transport; dipeptide transport; transmembrane transport
Cellular component (GO): plasma membrane
Molecular function (GO): allantoate transmembrane transporter activity; dipeptide transmembrane transporter activity
Source: RefSeq, a predicted model, not a curated record